This is a messenger RNA of Impatiens glandulifera, 1062 nucleotides long. RefSeq lists its product as uncharacterized. The record is from RefSeq and is a predicted model, not a curated record. Bases 1 to 1062 code for a protein of 353 amino acids. The transcript has 2 exons. NCBI's taxonomy places the organism in Eukaryota, Viridiplantae, Streptophyta, Magnoliopsida, Ericales, Balsaminaceae.
AUGGAGAUAGAGGAGGAGGUCAUCAACCUCACAAAGGCUCAAGAUGUCAACACCGCCUUAGAACGAUACACGAUGGUAGAACCGCGUGCUCGGUUACAAAAGCUCAUCGAACACAUUCAACGCCUUCAAGAAAAGUAUACUCCGGGAACACCGAAUUCUCAACUACAACUCUUGGUGUUGGAGUUGCUUGCGGUCAAGGAAAGGGCACUGACUGAGGAGUUGGCACGGCUUGAAGCGAUGCCCGAACAUCAAGAUCCAAUAAACUCACCGCCUCCUGAGGAUGUUGGCGGUCAAAAUCUGACCGAUGAAGAGCUAUCCUCUCCUCCACCGGAUCAGACGAUCAACAUGACCGAAGUCAGGACAGAGACACCUCUCACCGACCAUCGAGCAUCUGCUCAAGCCGGGGAUUCGGAACCGGCCAUAACGGAAGAGAGGGUCAAAACUCUCAUUGAAGAAUUUAUCAACGACGCAGUUCAGCCUUGGAAGAAGAAAAUUAAGGAAACCGCGGUUAAAGCAGUCGAGAUAGCUGAGACGACAAAGGAUGAUCUAAACAAGGCGGUCGAUCGGAUCACGUUGGUUGAAACGAAUACGGAUCGACUGUACAACGGUCAACUUGAUCAAACCAAGGCAUUGGAGUACUUAACUCCGAAGCUGGUGGACGACCUCACUUCGGUCAGCCAAAGGGUCGAUGAGGACCUGGCUCGGUCAAGUGCCCAAGCCGGAUCAACACUUGACAGGUUAAUCAACCUUGAGGAAAAGAAUACAACCCUUGAAGAAAAGAACGCAAAGCUUGAAGCCGAUCUAAAGGCGGUCACCGAACAGGUGGCAGAGUUAAUAGAGGCUAAGUUGGCUUCCGAUAAAGCAAUUGAGGAGGCGAAUGCUCCCGCGGCUCAGAAACUUCAAGAUGCGCUAGACGAGCAGACCCGUAUACAGAAGGAAGCGGUAGCGGCUGAUGCGAACAUAGCCGGUCAUAUGCAAAACCUAGCGGUCAAUGCACCGGCCAUCGCAAAGACCAUAGCGGCUCAACAAGCCAAAGAUGCUCUACGGCUAAGGGCUCAAUAG